Penicilliopsis zonata CBS 506.65 is the source of this 7299-nucleotide messenger RNA. RefSeq lists its product as hypothetical. NCBI's taxonomy places the organism in Eukaryota, Fungi, Ascomycota, Eurotiomycetes, Eurotiales, Aspergillaceae. The transcript has 9 exons. Gene Ontology annotation, molecular function: 4-alpha-glucanotransferase activity; amylo-alpha-1,6-glucosidase activity. Gene Ontology annotation, biological process: glycogen catabolic process; glycogen biosynthetic process. The record is from RefSeq and is a predicted model, not a curated record. Gene Ontology annotation, cellular component: membrane. Bases 1 to 7299 code for a protein of 2432 amino acids.
AUGAGCUCUGCUCAGCAGGUUUACUUGCUUCCACUCCAGGAUGAUGGUUCCCCGGGUGUGCCGGGAGGAUAUAUUUACCUUCCUGCUCCAACGAAGCCCUCGUAUUUGCUGCGAUUCGUGAUCGAGGGUACAAGCUCGAUAUGUCGACAGGGGAGCUUGUGGGUUAAUAUUCCCGAAGAAGGAAGCGAAUUUUCUCGCACGGGGUUCAGAGAAUUCAAGCUUCAGCCUGACUUCAAUAAGAACAUCCAAAUCGACAUACCUAUCCACUCUGCAGGCUCAUUUGCCUUCUAUACGACAUACUCACCCCUCCCUGAGUUUUCCGUGUCUCCAGCUCCCUCACCGGAGCCGACUCGGACGCCGGUACACUAUAUCGACGUCUGUCCCCGGUUGACCCUACAGGACAAAUGUAUCCCAUUGAAUGCUGUUUCGAUCUUUUCUGUUAUCUCGAAAUUCAUGGGGAAGUAUCCCACGGACUGGGAUGAUCAUCUCAAAGGAAUCAGUCAACGCGGGUACAACAUGGUCCAUUUCACUCCGCUCAUGGAGCGUGGCGACUCGAAUUCCCCGUACAGUAUCUUUGACCAGUUGUCAUUCGACCCGCAGUCCUUUCCAGAUGGAGAGACUGACAUCUCCACGAUGACCACCAAGAUGGAAAACGAAUACGGGCUUUUAGCGAUGACAGAUGUGGUCUGGAACCACACUGCCAACAACAGCAAGUGGCUUGAGGACCAUCCGGAAGCAGGAUACAGCGUAGAAACUGCUCCGUGGCUGGAAGCUGCGUUGGAAUUGGAUACCGGGUUAUUGAAAUUCAGCGAGGAACUUGCUUCGCUACAGCUACCCACUGAAUUCAAGUCCGUCGAUGACCUGGUCAACGUGAUGAAUUCUCUACGGAAACAUGUCAUUGAUGGCAUGCGGCUGUGGGAGUAUUAUGUCCUUGAUGUCGAAGCCAACACAGAUAAGAUCAUCGACGCAUGGAAGCAGGGCAAGGCCGGAGUGCGCCUCGAUGGCUUGGAGAGCAUCAAGAGCCAGAGUUUGAAGCAACAAGCAGAGUUGUUCCGGGGCAAAGCGAUACACAACGCUGAAAAGAUCCUCGGCCGAUUCAGCCGUACGGUCGAUGUCGAAGUAGGAGCAACCAUUUUGACAGCUCUCUUCGGGUCACCUCAAGAUGCUGGUUCUGAUGUCUCUUCGAUUGCAAAAUCACUGCGAAGCAUUCUUGACGAAGUGAACCUCCCAUUCUACAAGGAAUAUGAUGGCGACGUAUCCGAAAUCAUGGAGCAGAUAUUCAAUCGUGUCAAAUAUCUGCGGAUUGACGAUCACGGCCCGAAGCUGGGUCCUAUUACGAAAGAGAGUCCUCUCGUUGAAACAUACUUUACGCGGUUACCCUUGAACGAGACAACGAAGAAGCACAGCCCAAAGGCUCUGGCUCUGGUGAAUAAUGGAUGGAUUUGGAAUGCCGAUGCUCUUCGAGACAAUGCUGGACCCGAUUCCAGAGCAUACCUCCGUCGAGAAGUGAUCGUCUGGGGUGACUGUGUCAAACUUAGAUACGGUUCCAAGCCAGAUGACAAUCCAUUCCUAUGGGACUUUAUGACCAGGUAUACUCGUCUCAUGGCCCGGUAUUUUGCAGCCUUUCGAAUUGACAACUGCCAUUCUACCCCUCUUGUUGUCGCUGAAUAUCUGUUGGAUGAAGCGCGCAAGGUGCGACCUAACCUUGCUGUUUUUGCCGAGUUGUUUACAGGUUCCGAGGAAACAGACUAUGUUUUUGUCAAGCGUCUGGGGCUGAGCGCACUCAUUCGCGAGGCCAUGCAGGCCUGGAGCACUGGUGAGCUGAGUCGGCUGGUUCACCGUCACGGUGGCCAACCCAUCGGGAGUUUCGACCUCGAUUUGCCUACGGCAGGAAGUAGUCAUGCUAUUGUGUCUGCAUCUGCUGGGACACCUAACGAGAAGAUAUCUCACAUUCGCCAAAGCCCUGUUCAGGCGUUGUUUAUGGACUGCACUCAUGACAACGAGCUUCCUGCUCAGAAACGAGACGCAAGAGACACCUUGCCAAAUGCUGCUCUGGUAGCAAUGUGCGCUUCUUCGAUAGGAAGUGUGAUGGGUUACGACGAGAUAUACCCUAAGCUUGUGGAUCUUGUGCACGAAACGCGUCUCUACGCUUCACCAUAUUCUGGCUCUACUGAUCUUCAAAUUGGAGCGGGCGAAGGAGGGAUCGGAGGUGUCAAGAAGCUUCUUAACCAACUUCACACCAUGAUGGGUGUUGAGGGAUACGACGAGACUCACAUCCACCACGAUGGAGAGUUCAUCACUGUACAUCGGGUCCACCCCAGAACGAGGAAGGGGAUUUUUCUCAUCGCACACACAGCCUUCCCAGGAAAUGGACCCCAGAACUCUCUGCCUCCUACGCAUCUCACAGGUACCAAAGCCAAGCAUAUCGGUUCCUGGCUGCUAGAGGUGGAAGCAGAUGAUGAUUCGAAGAACCAGGUCCUCUCUGACAAGAGCAAAUUGAGGGGCCUUCCAAGCCGUGUACAUGAGUUUGAUGGUGUCAAGAUUGAAGAAAAUGGCGUUGAUAGCUCUAUCUAUGUGCUGGAAGGAUUCGUUCCAGGGGCUAUCGCAUUGUUUGAAACACGGAUUCCUGGCGCCGAACACGCUUCUGGCUUCGAGAGUCAUAUCACCGAUGGUGCAAACGAGGCCUUCUCCAAUCUCAGUCUGAUCGACCUCAACUUUGUGCUUUACCGCUGCGAUGCAGAGGAAAGAGAUUCAAGUGGUGGCCGGGAUGGUGUCUACAGCAUUCCUGGCCACGGUGCUCUCGUUUACGCAGGCCUGCAGGGCUGGUGGAGUGUACUGGAGGGGAUUGUCAAGUACAACAACCUCGGCCACCCACUGUGCGACCAUCUACGACAAGGUCAGUGGGCGCUGGAUUACAUUGUUGCACGCAUGGAGAAUGUCGCCCAGAAUGAAGGAUAUGUAGGGUUGGAGAAACCUGCGGCUUGGCUACGGGAAAGAUUUGAAGCCAUCCGCCGUGUUCCCAGCUUUCUUCUACCCCGAUAUUUUGCAAUGGUCAUCCAAACCGCCUACAAUGCGGCUUGGCAGCGAGGUAUCCAACUAAUGGGCAAGAACGUUCAAUAUGGCCAGGAAUUCAUCCAUCAGCUGGCAAUGGUUAGUGUACAACAAACUGGAUUUGUCAACUCAGCCUCUUUAUGGCCAAACAAGAACGUCCCCAGUCUUGCUGCUGGUCUGCCACAUUUCUCAACAAGUUGGGCAAGAUGCUGGGGCCGUGAUGUAUUCAUCUCCCUUCGUGGCCUAUUCCUUUGCACGGGUCGUUUCGACCUAGCCAAGGAGCACAUAUUCGCGUUUGCUAGCGUGCUGAAACAUGGAAUGAUACCAAACCUGCUGAGCAGUGGAAGAGCACCACGCUACAACUCUCGGGAUUCCAUUUGGUUUCUCCUUCAGUCUAUACAGGACUACACCAAGAUGGUGCCAAAUGGCAACGAGAUUCUGAAGGACGUCGUCCCACGAAGAUUUUUGCCUUACGAUGACACUUGGUUCCCUCACGACGAUCCUCGAGCGUAUUCUCAGCAUUCAACCAUUGUGGAGAUAAUUCAAGAAGUCUUCGAAAGACAUGCGCAGGGACUCUCGUUUAGGGAGUAUAACGCCGGUCCUGAGCUAGACAUGCAGAUGAAAUCUGAAGGCUUCCAGAUCGAUAUACACGUCGACUGGGAUACGGGGAUCAUCUUCGGUGGAAGCCAGCAUAACUGCGGCACCUGGCAGGACAAGAUGGGCGAGAGUGAAAAGGCCGGCAACAAGGGUGUCCCUGGAACUCCAAGAGAUGGGGCAGCCAUUGAGAUUACCGGUCUCAUUUACAGCGCCUUGAAAUGGGUGGCAGAGCUGCAUCAAUCUGGAUUAUAUCCGAAUCAAGGAGUUUUGGGUCGGGACGGACAAUUAAUCACGUUCGGAGAGUGGGCACAGAAGAUCAAAGAUAACUUUGAGCGUUGUUACUUUGUUCCUGAAGAUCCGAGCCAGGACAACGACUACGAUGUUGACUCUGGUAUCGUCAAUCGCCGCGGUAUCUACAAGGACUUGUAUCGGUCUGGCAAGCCCUUUGAGGACUAUCAGCUCCGUGCCAACUUCCCGAUCGCAAUGACUGUUGCCCCGGACCUUUUCACUCCCUCCAAAGCUCUGACUGCCCUUGCGAUCGCGGAUUCCGCGAUCCUAGGACCCAUUGGGAUCGCUACCCUGGAUCCAUCAGACCUCAAUUACCGACCCAACUACCAUAAUUCUGAAGAUUCUACCGACUUUGCCACCUCCAAGGGCAGGAACUACCACCAGGGACCCGAGUGGGUUUGGCAACGGGGAUUCUUCCUCCGGGCAUUCUUGCACUUCGAUCUACUCCGUCGAGAGACUCCCGAAGCUCGAACUGAAUCCUUCCAGCAAGUAACCAGAAGAUUGGAAGGCUGCAAGCGCGCGUUGAGGGAAAGCCCCUGGAAGGGUCUAACUGAGCUGACCAACCAAAACGGCGCUCUUUGCAGCGACUCGUCACCUACGCAAGCUUGGUCUGCAGGCUGUCUUCUGGACCUCUACUACGAUGCGUCGAAACUGACAGCUGAAGCUGGGUUGGGCAACACUUGGCGCCGGGAUCGGGAUCUGCAAACCGCCAUCAUCGUGCAGGACGCAAACAUCAAAUGCUGGGAGCGCUCUCUGUUCCCCUCGCCGUGUAAAGACUAUUUGACGUCACUUGAUUGUUCGACGUACCUCCGCGAUCGCCCGGACGUUGUACAAGGGAAGAGCAAGUGUUCCGCCAUGUCUCUGCCAGUCUCGGUCGCGACAGCUCUGCUGAGCGAGGCGACGAUCGUCAUGUUUGACAACAGUUCCGACCCUAUCCACGAGCCAUGGACAGACCAAACAAAGAGCCAGCGCGAUCUCUACACACAGCUGGUAAUCAGCUCGACAAUCGGGAUGGGCGCGUUUCUAUCGUUCUGUCUUCUACGUCCCAAAUGGCGAGAUCUCUAUGCGGCGAGACGAAGGAAACGUAACGCUGCGUCUCAUUUACCCGAGCUGCCGGAUAGCUUCUUUGGUUGGAUUCCGGCUCUAUAUCGGAUCACGGAGGAGCAGGUGCUGGAAUCGGCCGGUUUAGAUGCAUAUGUUUUUCUUUCCUUCCUCCAAUUUGCGAUUCGAUUUCUCUCUGCUAUUUUCGUCUUCGCCGUUGCGAUCAUCCUCCCAAUCCAUUACAGCUACACAGGCCACUCGGGGAUUCCAGGCUGGGACGACGAUGACAAUACCGAUGCCGAUGACGACGGGAAGGGAAAAAAGAAGGUGGUAACAGAUCCGACAUAUCUGUGGAUGUACGUGGUGUUUGCAUACGUCUUCACCGCGCUUGGAGUGUACCUGCUUCACCAGCAGACGAAGAGAAUUAUCCACACGCGACAAACGUAUCUUGGCAGUCAAACCAGCACCACGGAUCGCACCAUUCGGCUCGCUGGGAUCCCACCCGAUAUGAGGUCUGAAGAAAAGGUAAAGGACUUCUUGGAAGGGCUGAAAAUCGGCAAGGUGGAGAGCGUGACCUUGUGUUGCGAUUGGAGGGAGCUUGACCUGUUGAUCGAUGAGCGGUGGAAGAUCCUGAAGCGUCUAGAACAGGCAUGGACGAAAUAUCUCGGAUAUAAACGACCAAAAGGAGGUGAUGAUUCACUGCCCCUAGUGCACCGACAAGGCCUUGGAGCUAGUCUAGUGUUGGAUCGGGAUGAUGAGCAGUCCGAGCCUUUAAUUUCGAAUGGCCGCAGCCUUGUCUCUGAUUAUUCCGAAACACGGCCCAAAGUCCGCCUUUGGUACGGCCCUUUCAAGCUACGAUAUCGAUCUAUCGAUGCAAUCGAUUAUUACGAGGAGAAACUGCGCAGGAUUGAUGACAGGAUCCAGGACGCCCGGAAAAAGGACUACCCUCCAACUGAGCUUGCCUUUGUGACUAUGGAGUCUAUUGCUGCUUCACAAAUGCUGGUUCAGGCUACUUUGGAUCCUCACCCGAUGCAACUGUUCGCUCGCCUUGCACCGGCACCCGCAGAUGUGGUCUGGAAAAACACAUAUGUUCCGCGGUCGAGACGUGUGAUGCAGUCCUGGUUCAUCACGGGUGUCAUUGGAUUCCUCACGGUCUUCUGGUCGGUUCUCUUGAUUCCAGUCGCUUAUCUGCUGGAGAUCGAAACGCUGCAUAAAGUGUUUCCGCAGCUCGCCGACGCCCUAUCCGAACAUCCUCUCGCUAAAUCGCUAGUCCAAACUGGUCUGCCAACCUUGGUCCUCUCUCUGUUGACCGUUGCUGUCCCAUACCUGUAUAACUGGCUGUCGGGUUUCCAAGGCAUGAUGUCUCGCGGCGAAGUCGAGCUGUCCGUGAUCUCCAAGAACUUUUUCUUCUCCUUCUUCAAUCUGUUUCUUGUCUUCACCGUCUUCGGGACGGCAACGAAUUUCUACGGUUUAUGGGAGAAUCUUCGGGAUGCGUUCAAAGACGCGACAACGAUCGCCUUUGCCCUCGCCAAAUCAUUAGAGAAUCUCUCGCCUUUCUACAUCAAUUUCCUGGUGCUGCAAAGCCUUGGUCUUUUCCCAUUCCGUCUUCUCGAAUUUGGCAGUGUGGCCAUGUAUCCGAUCCACUUUCUCUCUGCGAAAACACCCCGCGACUAUGCUGAGUUGCAAACACCCCCUACGUUCAGCUACGGCUAUUCCAUCCCCCAGACGAUUCUCAUUCUUGUGAUCUGCGUGGUAUACAGUGUCUUUCCAAGUUCGUGGUUGAUUUGUCUAUUUGGCCUGGUGUAUUUCACCGUCGGCAAAUUCAUCUACAAGUAUCAGCUCCUAUACGCCAUGGACCACCAGCACCAUUCGACAGGCCGUGCCUGGCCGAUAAUUUGCAACCGAUUCUUCGGCGGGUUGGUCGUCUUCCAGUUGGCGAUGAUUGGGGUUCUGGCUCUGCGCAAAGCCAUCACACGGUCGUUGCUCUUGGUCCCCCUUCUCGCCAUGACGGUGUGGUUCACGUACUGGUUUUCCAACACCUACGAACCGCUGAUGAAGUUCAUCGCGUUGAAGGCGAUUGAUCGAACCGUGCCCGGGGGGGGAGAAAUCUCACCAUCCCCCUCGUCGACUUUCUCCCCACCUGCUGGCCUCGACCGGGACUUUCUCCCGCUCCGCAUCGGGGGGCAAGAGCUUGGUCUGCGGUUGAAGAAAUACAUGAACCCGAGCCUCAUUCUGCCCUUGCAUGAUGCGUGGAUUCCUGGUCAGCCGACCCCGGACGAAACCUCUCGUUCCCUAUAUGACAGCCAGGAGCCGUCUCCUUAG